AUGACCUCAUAUUCUUCGUUAUGUGCUAUAUGCCGUGAAGGGUUUGCUCCUAAUGAGAGUGUUGUGAACGCAAACGGAGUUCACUGGCACCAGGCUUGCUUUGUGUGUGUUCAGUGCUUACAGCCAUUUCCAGAUGGUCUCUUCUUUGAGCACGAGGGUAGGAAAUACUGUCAAGAAGAUUACGAGCUCCUCUUCGCUCCCAUCUGCUCUGGCUGUGGACAGUACAUUAUAGGUAGAAUUUUCACGCACAAGAAUUCCAAGUGGCAUCCUAAAUGUUUCACAUGUUACAUUUGUGGGGACGAACUCAACGGUGGCUUCGUCAAAUACCAGGGUAACCCCACGUGUAAGCCGUGUGCGGCUCGAGCACGUGCUGCAGCAGACAGCAAGUAUUUAUGCGCGCGGUGUAACCACAUCAUAGAUACAGACCAUCUCACUUUCAAGGGUGAACCGUACCACCCUCACCAUUUCGAUUGUUUCGACUGUCACCGGCCUCUGACUCACCGGGCUAAAGAACUCCAUUCUCAUCUCUUCUGCUUACCCUGUUACGACACUAAGGAGAUCAGUGUAUGUGCAGCCUGUAAGAAGCCUAUUGAAGGGCGUGCUGUUUCUGCUAUUGAAAAGAAGUGGCACCCUGAGCAUUUUGUCUGCGCUCACUGUGAAAAACCGUUCGCUGGAGAGAGGUUCUACGAAAACAAGGGGAUGGCGUAUUGUGAGCCUCACUACAAAAAACUGUUCGGUGAUCCAUGCUUUUACUGUUGUCAGAGUACACAUAACGCUGCUGAGGUAUCUCAGUUUGGAAAGACGUGGUGUGAAGAACAUUUCCUGUGCCACGGAUGUGAUGGAAUCCUUAAAACUAGUAGUGUCAAAUUCUUGGAAGUAGACUUGCAGCCGUUCUGUAAGAAAUGUUAUGGUAAACUACCGGAGGAGUACAAGAAACGGUUGAAGAAGUUGUACGAGCUAGUGGAGAAGAGGAAGGAGAAGGGCUCUAAGAAGUAA
This is a messenger RNA of Bolinopsis microptera, 996 nucleotides long. Its product is annotated as LIM and senescent cell antigen-like-containing domain protein 1. The coding region runs from base 1 to 996 and encodes 331 amino acids. The transcript is spliced from 9 exons. Lineage: Eukaryota; Metazoa; Ctenophora; Tentaculata; Lobata; Bolinopsidae. Gene Ontology annotation, cellular component: cell-cell junction; cytoplasm; focal adhesion. The record is from RefSeq and is a predicted model, not a curated record. Gene Ontology annotation, biological process: cell-cell junction organization; positive regulation of substrate adhesion-dependent cell spreading; cell-cell adhesion.